GCUCGAAUUUUAAUUAUAGCCGUGCGGAUCAUCGGGCCUCAAGGCCCGGCCCAACUCGACACCACCACUACCUUAUCAAUUGUGAGCACAGGUCUCAACUGUAAUAACUAUUUACCGAUCAAUGUCCCUCCCAACAUCCACUCACUACCCUCUACUCCCUUCUCCUGCUCUGUCUAAUUUUCCUCAAACUCAUGACAGCCUCCCAUUACCACCAUCCAUCGCCACCGCCACCGCCACCGCCCCCGCCCGCUCCAAAUCCUCAUGGAUUGAAACUCUUCGCUCCCAAACCCGCUCAAACCAAUUCCAAGAUGCCAUUUCUACUUUUAUUCAAAUGCAAUUAUCUGGUGUUCAACCCGAUAAUUUUGCUUUCCCGGCUGCUUUGAAGGCCGUCACUUCCUUACAAGACUUGAAUUUAGGGAAACAGAUUCAUGGGUCUGUUGUUAAACUCGGCUAUGAUUCUUCAUCGGUCACCGUGGCCAAUACGCUUCUCCAUAUGUAUGGGAAAUGCGGGGAUGACAUCCACCAAGUCCUCAAGGUGUUUGCCAGAAUUCCCCAGAAGGACCAAGUCUCUUGGAACUCAAUUAUCAAUGCCUUGUGUAAACAUGAGGAGUGGGAGUUAGCUAUAGAAGCUUUUCGGUUAAUGCGGUUGGAGAAAAUCGAGCCUAGUUCAUUCACUUUGGUGAGCCUACUGCUUGCUUGUAGUAAUUUGAGUAGGAACCAUGGGUUAAGGAUUGGAAAGCAAGUUCACGGUUAUAUUUUGAGAGCGGAUGAUAGAAAGACAUAUACUAACAAUGCUUUGAUGUCAAUGUACUCCAAAUUAGGGAGAGGUGAUGAUGCCAAGGCUAUAUUCGAGUGGUUUACCAACCGAGAUAUGGUUUCUUGGAAUACCCUCAUUAGUUCAUAUUCACAAAAUGAUCGAUUCUAUGAGGCAUUGGAGUGUCUGAGUUUUAUGAUAGUCGAAGGAUUUAAACCUGAUGGGGUCACGAUUUCAAGUGUGCUUCCUGCAUGUUCCCAUUUGGAGCUAUUGGAUGUUGGGAGAGAAAUUCAUGCUUAUGUAUUAAGGAACGAUGAUUUAAUGGGGAAUUCCUUUGUGGCCAGUGCUUUGGUGGACAUGUAUUGCAACUGUAAACAAGUUGUGUUUGGGCGCAGAGUCUUUGACAGUGCGGUGGUGGAUCGGAAACUUGGCCUCUGGAAUGCUAUGCUUGCUGGCUAUACCCAAAAUGGUUUCUAUAAGGAGGCCUUGAUGUUAUUUAUGAAGAUGGUAUUGGUCUCGGGUCUUUUUCCAAAUCCAACCACGAUGGCUAGUGUUUUGCCAGCUUGUGUGCAUUGCAAAGUUUUUGCAGAUAAAGAAGUGAUGCACGGUUAUGUUAUAAAGUUGGGUCUUGGAAGGGACAGGUAUGUCCAAAAUGCCCUGAUGGACUUGUAUUCCAGGACAGGAAAGAUAAAUAACUCUAAGUACAUAUUUGGCACCAUGGAGAGUAGAGAUAUUGUUUCUUGGAAUACGAUGAUAACUGGUUAUGUUGUUUGCGGAUACUAUGAAGACGCACUUAUUUUGCUUCAUAAAAUGCAAAUAGCAGAAACAAAAGAUGAUAAGGAUGAUCUUGAUGAUAAUAUUAUGUUCUUGCUUAAACCAAAUUCAAUAACACUCAUGACUGUCCUUCCUAGUUGUGCUGGUCUAACAGCACUAUCUAAAGGAAAAGAGAUUCAUGCUUACGCUAUCAGAAAUGUGCUAGAAUCUGAUGUUGCAGUUGGUAGUGCAUUGGUUGAUAUGUAUGCCAAGUGCGGGUGCUUAAAUCUAGCACGGAGAGUUUUCGAAAGCAUGCCUACCAGAAAUGUGAUAACGUGGAAUGUGAUCAUCAUGGCUUAUGGGAUGCACGGGAAAGGAGAGGAAGCAUUGGAACUUUUUAGAAGGAUGGCAGCUGUAGGAGCCAGCCAUGGAGAGGUGAAGCCUAAUGAGAUUACUUUCGUUGCAGUUUUUGCAGCGUGUAGUCAUUCUGGGAUGGUAGAUGAAGGAAGAAAGUUGUUUCGCGAAAUGAAAGAGGUACAUGCACUCGAACCCAAUGCAGAUCAUUAUGCUUGUAUUGUGGACUUGCUUGGUCGAGCAGGUAAUCUGGAUGAAGCAUAUCAAAUUAUCAAUAGCAUGCCCCCUCAAUACGACAAGGUAGGGGCUUGGAGUAGUUUGCUUGGUGCUUGCAAGAUCCACCGAAACAUACAACUUGGAGAAAUUUCAGCCGAAAAACUCCUUGAGUUAGAGCCAAAUGUUGCUAGCCACUACGUUUUACUCUCUAAUAUAUAUUCAACUUCUGGACUUUGGGAAAAGGCUAUUGAGGUUCGAAGGAACAUGAAAGAAAUGAGGGUAAGAAAAGAACCUGGGUGUAGCUGGAUUGAGCUUGGUGAUGUAGUUCACAAGUUUUCGGCUGGAGAUUUAUCGCACCCCCAAAGCAAACAGCUCUACCGCUUUCUUGAUAAUCUAUUCACUAGAAUGAAAAAAGAAGGUUAUGUGCCUGACACUUCCUCCGUUCUUCAGAAUGUCGACGAGGAUGAAAAGGAGAAUCUACUUUGUGGACACAGUGAGAGAUUAGCAAUGGCCUUCGGUCUCCUCAAUACCCCUCCUGGCACCACUAUUCGAGUAGCCAAGAAUCUUAGAGUCUGUAAUGACUGCCACACCGCUACUAAAUUUAUUUCAAAGAUUGUAGACAGGGAAAUCAUUGUGAGGGAUGUUCGAAGGUUUCAUCAUUUCAAGGAUGGAACUUGCUCUUGUGGGGAUUAUUGGUGAUGUUUUUUGUCUCAUCACAAGAGUUUUGUUGUAUUCUAAUACUGCUAAUUGAAGUCAAAAGUUGUAAACUAUUCCAUUUGUCAUGCAGUCCAUCUUUGAGAAAAUCAUUGGAGCUUAGCUUAGAUGUCUGGUUCUAGAAAUGAACGCAAUUGAACAUUAUAUUACGAUGGCUUCAUUAGCCUAACUCAUCAUCAUCUAUUACCUUGUCUUUGUA
Messenger RNA from Olea europaea var. sylvestris, 2990 nucleotides. Its product is annotated as pentatricopeptide repeat-containing protein At3g57430, chloroplastic. The transcript has a single exon. NCBI's taxonomy places the organism in Eukaryota, Viridiplantae, Streptophyta, Magnoliopsida, Lamiales, Oleaceae. Gene Ontology annotation, molecular function: zinc ion binding; protein binding; RNA binding. The record is from RefSeq and is a predicted model, not a curated record. Bases 122 to 2776 code for a protein of 884 amino acids. Gene Ontology annotation, biological process: RNA modification.